Molecule: messenger RNA, 1450 nt
Organism: Cloeon dipterum
Lineage: Eukaryota; Metazoa; Arthropoda; Insecta; Ephemeroptera; Baetidae
Product: pupal cuticle protein Edg-84A-like
Exons: 3
Coding region: 102-947 (281 amino acids)
Cellular component (GO): extracellular matrix
Source: RefSeq, a predicted model, not a curated record
GAAAUCAUCCACGCCGAAAGGAGGGGAUCCCGGUAUAAAACCUUUAGAGUGGAAAGCUCCAGGCGUCAUUUGUGAUUACUAUCAUCUCCGCGCCGGGCAAAAUGCUGAAUUCUAGGAUAUCGCUCAUCCAGUUGGUACUGGUGCUGCUGACAGCGACGAAUCACCUCGGGUCAGCUUCACCCAGUUUGGUAGCAUCGACACCUGCAUUUGCCGCCUUGCCACCAAAGGAUUAUUAUGCGAUUCCUAAGUACAAAUUCAGCUACGGCGUGACGGACCUGCACACCGGGGACAUCAAACACCAGACGGAGCAGCGCGACGGAGACGUCGUCCAGGGCGAGUACAGUCUGGUGGAGCCGGACGGGUCGGUGCGGACGGUGCAGUACACGGCCGACGACGUCAACGGCUUCAACGCCAUCGUGCACAAGAGCGGCCCAGGCGCCCAUCCGCUUGCCGCCCCCGCGGUGCCCGCGAAGCCCGUGCUGGCUGCCGCUCCCGCGCCCGCUCCCGCCCUCGUGCCCGUGAACCACAAACCGACGUACACCCCGUUGCCGGUGGCGCCGCUGCUGCCGGCCUUCGACACCAGCAGCUUCCUGUCCAACAAGCCGCAGCGGCCGCAGGCGCUGCCCACGUCGAGGCCGCCGACCCCCGUGUACCAGUCGGGCUACCCUGCCCGGCCCGCCGUGGAGACAUCGACGCCGUCGCUGCAGGAGACGCUGCAGGCGCUGUACCCGCAGCCGACACCCAGCCCGCCCGUCAACGUGCAGCUCUUCCCCCAGCAGCCACAGCAGCAGCCGCAGCCCCCGCAGCGACCCGGCUACAGGCCGUACGGCCAGCCGCAGGCCACCGGCCCCGUCCAGUUCCCGCAGGCCCCCGAGGACACCCAGCAGCUUCCCCCUCUGAUCAGCAGACCGCAGCAGCAAAGCGCCGCCGCCGGAUAUUUCUACUAAGGAUCUGUUAGGCGGCGAGACUGGCUAGCAAAGGGAUUAUUGGCUUUCUAAAUUUUACAUCCGAUCAUUCAUCUUUUCAUCCCCAUUUACGUGUCCCUUGCCGACUGGUCCGCCGUAACUCUGAAAUUAGCGAUUAAUCUCACCAAAGACUUGAUUUUUAUUGCAGUUCAAUUUGAUGUGGUUGUUAAAAAGAAUCAAAAUGAUGGAUCGUUACCUGGCCAUUUCCAAUUAAUCGUGAAAAUGUACAAUUUUUGUUCCUUUAAUCUUUGGUUGUCAUAUCGCUUUUGGUCGUCAGUGCAAAUGAUCAUCUUUGAUCAUGGCACUCUGUUGUGAGUCUGAUUUGGCAGAGGUGCAGUUGACGCUGCUCGAGUGACUUUCGUGACCCGCAUAUAUCAACUGCCUAAUACAAUGCUAUGAAUUUUAUUGUUUCUUAUUGUUAGUAUACACUAUGUAGCUUGUAACUAUUUUGUAUUGCCUUUUAUAAAUAAAACACGAAAAUAAAA